Vollenhovia emeryi is the source of this 1498-nucleotide messenger RNA. Its product is annotated as zinc carboxypeptidase-like. The coding region runs from base 109 to 1347 and encodes 412 amino acids. Gene Ontology annotation, biological process: proteolysis. The transcript is spliced from 7 exons. NCBI's taxonomy places the organism in Eukaryota, Metazoa, Arthropoda, Insecta, Hymenoptera, Formicidae. Gene Ontology annotation, molecular function: zinc ion binding; metallocarboxypeptidase activity. The record is from RefSeq and is a predicted model, not a curated record.
GAUAUAUGUCGAUUGUUGGUGCCGUGUGCAUCCAGUGUUUAAAUACAAUGAACGAAACAGUAGCUGCAAUCACAAUCACAAGCGUUCCUGUCUCGCAAGGGAGGCAUCAUGUGGAAGAUAAUAGUGCUGUGCGCGUUCGUGGGCCUGGCGGCCGCCCAGAAGGCUGUCUACAACAAUUACAAGGUCUUCCGGAUGAUUCCGACUACGGAAACGCAACUCGAAAUUCUACAGGAGUUGGAAAACGGUUAUGACGGAUUCUCCUUCUGGGAUUCACCGAGUACCGUGAACAAACACGUGGACCUCAUGGUCGCCCCGCACAAGUUGCCCGAAUUCUAUGAGAAGAUGGGCCAGAUCGGUAUACCCUAUCAGAUGCACAUCAAGGAUGUCCAGGAGCUGAUUGACGCAACGACUCCGCAUAGUCGGUCAAAGUCGUUCGAUUUUACCAGUUAUCACACUCUCGAGGAGAUCUACAAGAAUCUGGACGACCUGGCUAAACAGUAUCCCGACAAGGUGCAGGUCGUCGUGGGCGGCAAAUCGUACGAGGGUCGCCAGAUCAAAGGCGUCAAGGUCUCCUUCAAGGCCAAUAACCCUGGAAUCUUCAUCGAAGGUGGCAUCCACGCCAGGGAAUGGAUCUCCCCGGCGACCGUCAUGUACAUCCUCCAUCAACUGUUGACCAGCGAGGACUCGGACGUCAGGAAUCUGGCUGAUAGCCACGAUUGGUACAUCUUCCCCUCGUUCAAUCCCGACGGAUACGUGUACACGCAUACUACGGAUCGAUUGUGGAGAAAGACACGUAAGCCGUACAGCCUCUUCUGCAGCGGCAGCGAUCCCAACAGGAACUGGGACUACAGAUGGAACACUGGAGGGGCCAGCAGCAACCCGUGCUCCGAGACCUACGCCGGAACUGCGCCAUUCUCCGACGUAGAGACGAAGAGCGCGUCCGAUUACAUCAAGACCAUCUCCGAUAAAUUCUACGCGUACAUAUCGUUCCAUAGUUACUCGCAAUUACUGCUGUUCCCGUAUGGUCACACGAGAGAUCAUCUUGAAAACUACGACGACUUGUACGCCAUUGGCAUGAAAGCGAUCACAGCUCUCGAAAAGAGAUACGGAACUAAGUACGUGACCGGAAAUAUUGCUGAGACGAUCUACAUAGCUACCGGAAGCACUGUGGAUUAUAUCAAAGGCACUUAUGGUAAAAGUAUUGCCUACACCUACGAGUUGCGCGAUCAAGGUAGAAACGGCUUCAUAUUGCCGCCUGAGCAGAUCAUCCCGACAGGAGAGGAGACCCUGGACUCUCUCGUGGCAAUGUUUAAAGAGGCAAAAGCACGUGGAUAUCCCAAAAAUUAAGUCAGCUUGAAGGCUGAUUUAAUUUUGUAAAUACUAUACUUUACUAUCUCGAUGUAUAACACAUUUUUAUUCAACAAAUCUGCUAAUCCCGCUUUCCCCAUAUUCUGCCUUGUAGUCUAAUGGCGACAAUAAAUUUUAAUAUUUAUCCUGA